Messenger RNA from Vicia villosa (hairy vetch), 657 nucleotides. RefSeq lists its product as uncharacterized. Bases 1 to 657 code for a protein of 218 amino acids. The record is from RefSeq and is a predicted model, not a curated record. Gene Ontology annotation, molecular function: ubiquitin protein ligase activity. NCBI's taxonomy places the organism in Eukaryota, Viridiplantae, Streptophyta, Magnoliopsida, Fabales, Fabaceae. The transcript has 2 exons. Gene Ontology annotation, biological process: ubiquitin-dependent protein catabolic process.
AUGGCUUCCCAAGCAAAACAAGUUUUCUAUGUUAUCGACCCGUCAGAUAUAUCGGGGAAAUGGUCAACCGUUCUCCCAGGAAAACACAUUCCUAUUAGUGAUGAAAUUCUUGAUAUUCCGUCCACACCUUCUUACACAACACAAGUUCCCACCUCAUAUGAUGAAGUUGAUGGAGAUGUUGUCCAUGCUAUUCAAAUCGAUUAUAAAGAAGAAAAAGAUUUAAACAGGACACUCGCGGAAGAAUUCAGGCGAAAUCAAUCUGAAAUUUUAAGAAAUCAAAAUACUCGAUCUAGCAUGAAUCAUGAAAGACAAGAAGUCAGAAUUCUCAUAAGGAAUCAACAUGAAAUUAUAAGAAAUCAAAAUGCUCGAGCUAGCAUGAAUCAUGAUAGACGAGGAGCCGGAGUUGAAGUUUCGUUUAAUAGAAGAGCAGAGAAUGCUAGACGUGUGAUAAAAGAGCUUCCAGUCCUUAAAACUUUUAAAGGAGAUGAUGGAACUGCGAACUGUCCGAUUUGCAUGGAAGAAUUUAAAAAAGGAGAGUUGAUUCAACCUUUUGGUUUGUGUGCUCAUGAAUUUCAUUCAUCAUGUCUCAAUUCUUGGUUACAUGGAGGGAAAACAACUUGUCCAAUUUGUCGCCAAGAUUUGUUAAGUAAUGUAUGA